This is a messenger RNA of Cricetulus griseus (Chinese hamster), 3535 nucleotides long. Lineage: Eukaryota; Metazoa; Chordata; Mammalia; Rodentia; Cricetidae. The record is from RefSeq and is a predicted model, not a curated record.
AUGGGCCGGCGGCGCAGCGGAUCUGAGCGGCUGGGUCUCGGGACCCUCCGCGAGGCGACCAGGAGCUGUAGCGCGGGGACUGUAGCACUGCCUCCGCCUCAACGGCGAGACGGAAGCCUAGCGGCGGCCCGAGCCCGACCUCCGGGCGGUGAGGAGGGGAGCUGGAGCCGACUGUCCGCCCCGCGGGGAGCCGGAACCACUCACCGACCCGAGCCGGCUGCGCUCUCGAAGGAACGUUCGUUCAUUCCCUUGCUGGACGCAGGGCAUAACUGCUCGCCUGUUUGCCUCGAGCCUCGGGAAGGUCAGCCUGUCUGGAUUCCAGUACGCUGCCUGUGUGUCAGAGUAAAUACCAAACCGCUCGCCGGCUUCCUUCGUACCGUGGUUAGCCGAAAGGCUGGUUUCUUUGAGCUCUUGACGUUGAGUAGGCCUCGUGAGCGUCUGGAGAUGGCGGCAUCCAAAGAGGCCAUCCCUUCCUUAGCAGAGUGUCAGUGCGGCAUCUGUAUGGAAAUCCUAGUCGAGCCGGUAACCCUUCCCUGCAACCACACGCUCUGUAACCCGUGCUUUCAGUCAACUGUUGAAAAGGCCAACCUGUGCUGUCCCUUCUGUCGCCGCCGGGUCUCUUCGUGGACUCGGUAUCAUACCCGAAGAAAUUCUCUUGUCAAUAGAGACCUGUGGGAGAUUAUUCAAAAACACUAUGCAAAGGAGUGCAAGCUUAGAGCCUCUGGGCAGGAAUCAAGGGAAAUCAUUGAUGACUACCAGCCAGUUCGUCUGUUAAGUGAACCUGGAGAGUUGAGACGAGAAUAUGAAGAAGAGAUAAGCAAGGUGGAGGCUGAACGACAAGCCAGCAAGGAAGAAGAAAAUAAAGCCAGUGAGGAAUACAUACAGAAGUUGUUGGCAGAAGAGGAGGAGGAGGAAAAAAGACGGACGCAAAAGAGGAGAAGUGAGAUGGAAGAACAGCUGAAAGGCGAUGAAGAGCUGGCAAGGAGGCUCAGCGUCAGUAUUAACAGUAACUAUGAGAAAAAUAUCUCGGCUUCUCCUUCAAGUUCCAGAAAAUCUGAUGCAGUCUCAAACAAGUCACAAAAGAAAAAUACAAACAAACAAAAAAACUUUGGAGACAUUCAAAAAUAUUUGUCACCUAAAUUGAAGUCUGGGUCAGCAUGGCCAUGUGAAGCUCUAUGUGGAGAAGAUAAAAGCUGCUUAUCUAAGGAAAUUGGCAGUAGUGACAUGAAGAGCCCUGUGUGGCAAGACACAGAAAUUGAAAAAGAUAUGCCAACCCUUUCUCCGCAGAUAUGCCUAGAAACUCAAGAACAAGGUUCAGGGUCUUCGGCAGAGUCACCUGUGCCAUGGUUAUGUGCCGGGGAUGCUGAACAGUGCCUUGAAGGAACAGUUGAAACACUAUCAACCAAUGGUGAUGAUUUAUGUGUCGUAAAUCAUGAGGGAUCUAAAGUCAAAGUUUCCUACUCUAUUGAAGCUACAGUUAAGCCCCCCGGUAAAAUAGAAAACAAAGAGUGCUCUGUGUCAGGUGUGACCCAGUUAGCUGACAGUAACAGAGUUCCAGAAAGUAGAGUGUAUCAUCUAGUAGUUGGAAAAGAGAUUUCCGAAAAAGAAAACCAGGAGUCUGUGUUAGAAGCAGUGAUGGAUCCGUGCUUUUCUGCAAAAAGAAGGAAAAUGUUCCUCAAAUCGUCAGAUCAAGAAGAAACAGAAGUGAAUUUUACACAAAAACUGAUAGAUUUGGAACACAUGCUUUUUGAGAGACAUAAGCAAGAAGAACAGGACAGAUUGUUAGCAUUACAGCUUCAGAAAGAGGUGGACAAAGAACCGAUGACGCUAAACCGACAGAAAGGAUCCCCAAAUCAGUACCAAUUGCGCACAUCUUCACCACCAGACAGGCUGCUGAGUAAACAGAGGAAGAAUUCCAAAGAUAGGAACUCCGAAAAGCCAACUAAUUCAGAAACAUCAAAAUCUCAAAGGAGCACAAAAGAUGAAUAUUGGCAACCCUUUAAAAGCACAUGGAAGGAUUCAGUUAAUGGAAGAAAGAAAAGUUCUACUAAAAAUGUUUGUAGUAAUGUAUCUAAACGUACUUAUUCCCUACAGUCUAGUAAUUCACAGAAAAGUAUUAUCCAAAUGUUUCAGCGAUAAACCAAGCAAAGCAUGGCUGAAGAGAGUGUUAUAUAAUCUAGCAAAGCUGUAUUGUAAAGCUAUCUCUUUUCCAUCAUAAAAUCUUGAGAUGUCAUUAACUUCUACUCAGCAAGCACACUUACUCUCUUUUCUAAGGGUUGGUUACAAAGGAAGAGCCUACAAACAUGUUUUUGCGAAAGUCAGUGAUAAGGAACGGGCCUUAAGAAUUGUUUCUGUUGUCAAUACUACUGUGUUCUAAUUGCAGCAGUCUUUACAGGUAUAAAAAUGCCUAGGUGGGACACCUUCAGGUGCCAUGAAUGGGUAAGGAAUCCACCAGGGUGUCUUCCAUAUAACACUAAAGUAGCUAUUCCCAUACCUGCUUUAAGCAUACUAGCUUUCCUUUGGUUUAAGAUGGACUAGGAUCUACAUCAAGUAGUUGACAAAAGGGAUAUUAGGUGGGUAACACAAAAGGGUUUAAGAGUGGUAUGGGGCUGAGUGGUGGGUUGGCAGUUAGGGGUCACUGAAACUGUAACCACAAACUGGGUCUAGAAUGGGCACCGAAUUUCUUGUGGCACAACAUGAACCCUUCUUUAAGUGACAGAAAUAUUUUGGGUUUUCAGCUUUUCACACCAUGGUAUCUUGGCAAAUAUUGGGAUAUUUUUACAGAUCCCUUCUAGAAAUAAGAAAUUUACUACAGGAAAACUAUACCGUAGACUUCUAUUGAACACCGUUGAUACCACCCUUAUUGCUUACUGGCUCAUACUUUUGUGUUUGUAUGCAGAGAUAGAUUGAAAGUGGUAUGUGGAGUUUGCCCAGGCUUUCCCUAAAAGGUAAAUCCAAAGGGAACAGACUUAAUUUUGUGAAGUUUAACUUUUACUAACAUCUUUCCAAUAGUAUUUCGUCUGGUGUCCUGGCAUCCAUUUACUGUGGACAUAAUGAACCGUCUUGGUACAGUGUUUGACUUGAUCCACAUUUUUGUCCACAUAUUUGAGCUUUUUCUUCCAAGUUUUGAGAUUGUUUUUAUGUUUAUCUUGGCAUAAUUUUUUUUCUAAGAGCAAUUUAACUUAAUGCUUUAAGUGUUGGAAUUCCAAAUUAAAAGUUAUCACAUUGAAUCUUUGUGGAAUAGUUCAUAACCAAAGGGAAGAAGAAAAAGAGUGAUGUGGUUAGAAUUUAUGUACUUCUCCACUGGCUUGUCCAGGGGGGAGUCAUCUUGACUGAAGUUGCUUUUGAGAUUUGUCAAUUCUCUUUUAGCCUUUCUGUUAUUCCUACUGUUUAUGCCUUUGUGUUAGAGAGUAUUACAUUUUUUUUUAUUGGUCAUUAGUGAAUGUUGUUUUCCUCAUUUUUGUGGAAAAUAUUUAAUUUUAUCAGAAUAUUAAAGCUGUGCAGAUGUUGAAAAUAAAAUUAAAAAGAGACUGGG